AUGGCACUCGUUUUCUUCACCAUUGCUGCACUCGUAAGCUUGAAUUUCUGCAGUGGAAGUCAGUCCUGGCCUGAGCUCAAUCCGGAACUUCAACAGUAUCAGGACUUGUCAAAGUGCUACCCACUUCCGGUGACUUGGUACGUGAUCUUCAGAAACUUUGAGUCAGACCCAGUCUUCGGCGGCACAGCGAAAUGCGUCAGGUUCACCGAAACGGGGCCACCAGAGGAUGGCGCCUACCCAGUUCUCAUAGAAUACGGGAACCAAUCUACCCAUACAAAAUCGACCCUUGAGUCGUCCCCUGGGUAUACCGUCAAAAACGUCCUAAGUUUCACUCCUCCUACACAAGCAAUUACCGACUAUAAAGAGUACAUAUCAUAUGUGGAGUGCGACAAGUGCGCCGUUCUUAGAAACGUCUACAUCAGUGAUUCUUCGUGCUCUCUCCUGGUGCCUCAGUCUCAGCUGAACAAGGAUGUCACCUGUUGUGAAUUUAUAUUCGACCUUCUUUGCGGCACGACGCCUAAGUACAACAUCUAUGAUGAGAGCUGUUAG
Messenger RNA from Ixodes scapularis (black-legged tick), 549 nucleotides. RefSeq lists its product as uncharacterized. Gene Ontology annotation, molecular function: amine binding. The transcript has 5 exons. NCBI's taxonomy places the organism in Eukaryota, Metazoa, Arthropoda, Arachnida, Ixodida, Ixodidae. Bases 1 to 549 code for a protein of 182 amino acids. The record is from RefSeq and is a predicted model, not a curated record. Gene Ontology annotation, biological process: symbiont-mediated perturbation of host defenses.